AUGGCUCUGGUUUGGGGGCUGACCAUCCCACUGCCACAAUAUGUCAGCCUUCUACUAUUAAUUGGUUUCCUUGUCUGGGGGCUUUGGGUGAGGUUUUCUGGGAAACAGAGUAGGGAGCAGGUGGCAGCCAAGACGCACUCAGAGACUUCAAAGCAGCAUAAAUUGGAAAAGAUCCAGAAAUUCACAGGUCAGAAAGAUCCUAUUCUUCAGUUCAAGGCUAAAGAUCCACAGUGGGAAGAAAAUCUCAGGAUGGGUUGCAUUGAAGCUAACCUGACACGCUUUUCAGGACUCCCUAUGGGGUGGUCCCAGGAAUAUGUAUGCUGGUCAAUGGACAGGAGACUUCAACAGAUCGUCCAACACCCGGAAAGUGCAAGAUCAAGUCUUAUGGAAUUGGGUUUGUCUGAAUCACAGGAUACGACUUCUUCUUCCACCUCCUCUGUUUUUGUGGCUCAGGGGCCUGUUCUACCCUGUUGUGACUGUAAGAAGGCAAAACAUUCUUCUGACAGUAGCAUCUCCUCUGGAUCAUCCUACGACUCCAGCCUGUCUCACCUUCCUGUCUUUUCUGAAGGAACAACUUGGCAACUCCGGAGCCACAGUUUACCUAUUUUACCCCAAAAUCAACCUCCUGUGUUCAGGAACCAAGGCACAUCCCUGACUUAUUUUAGGCUCUCAGAGCUUGGGAAAUCAAAACUUUUUCAGAAUUUGGAAGCUCUUUCAUCCUUAAGACCUCAAAGCACUUUUAUCAACUCUCUUUUUGAAUCCCCAAAUCUCCACAAACAAGAAGAGAAAACAAAGGAUGAGAGAAGGAGCAAUAGUCAUUUGACAUCAGAUCAUAGGCCAAAUGCUAUUUUCAAAGAGAGACCACUAUUGUCAGGGUCAGCUCCAAUCCAGCUCUCUCCUUUGGCUAGGCAGGAGUUAGAGGGACAUAUGGCUUGGAAGGUUUCUACUUUGCGGGAACAAACAGUGCCUCUGCCUGUGAGGGAAUCAUGGGCAAAGCUGAAUUAUUUAACUGAGGUACAAGGAAGAAUCCCUGAACCAGAGAAACCCCAAAUCCACUUAUCUAUGCCCAUUCAUCAAAGCACUGAGCAGAAUAUCAACAAUGAAUCCCCAGACCUUCCAUCAUUUCAGCUCCACGUGAACGUUGGAGUGGAAUCUGGAUUAAACAGAACAGAAACAAAAAUUUCACAGACUCUUAUCCCAGGUAAGCAGUCACAACCUGGGGAUGGCUCCCAAAUCCUUGGAUCCAGGCCCUUAAUGACAUCAAUGGGCACUCCACCUCCCAAAAGUUUAGGAGUUGACAUAGCUCAAGAGGAAACGACUUUACUGCAGAAGGACCCAGAACGUGUGUUAGAGCUUAGUGUAGAGCAGAGGGUCACAGAUCUUCCAGAAAAAAGGAUACAGCAGCAUAAGACCCAAGUGACUAAUGUGGAGCUGACCCCACAGCUACCAUAUCAAGUCAGAGAUCGCAUAAAGGUUACUCCACUGGCAUUACUUCAAGUCAUGGAUUCAAUGGGGAUGAUUCCAGAAUCACAUUCAGAAGUGAUAGAAUCUGUGGGUUUGUUACGACGGCCACCAAAUGAAGUCGUGAAACCAAUGGAAGCCACGGAAACAGUGAGUGUAAGCCAAAACCCAUCAUAUCAAGUCAUUAAAUCAGUGGAGGUAACCCCAAGAUCUCAGCAGCAAGUUAUGGAAUCAAGGAAGAUGACCUCAACACAGCGGAAUAAAGUCAGAGGCAAUGUGAAGGUAACUCCUAUAGCAUUGCUUCAAUUCACGGAUUCUAUGGGGAUGAUUAAAAAAUCACAUCCGCCUAUCAUACAGUCAAUGGGAAUGACCCCAAGGAUGAAAUAUCAAGUCAUGGAGUCAGUGAAAAGGACCACAUUGUUGGACCAUCAAGUCAUACCACCAGGAAAGAUGAGUCCAAGCCUACGACAUGCAGUCAUGGAAACUGUGGAAAUGACCCCAGGGCCACAGCAUAAAGUUAUGGAAUCAGUGGACAUAACAUCAAGGCCACAAAGUCAAGUCACAGAACCACUAAAGAUUACUCCAGGGCCAAUAUGUCAAAAUACAAAAUCACCUGAAAUGAUCGCCAGGCCAUUGCACCAAGUGAUGGAUUACCCGGAAGUAACUCCAGCGACACUAUUACAAGCUAUGGAUUUUAUGGGGAUAAUUCCACCAACACAGUCACAUGUUAUAAAAUCUGGGGGGUUGACUCCAGACACACAUUCACAGUUGCAAGGUAUGGAAUAUGUUCAUUUGGCCCUACCAUCAGAGUUUCCAGAUAUAAAAACCAUGGAGUUGACUCUAAGACCAGUACAAGAAGAUAUGAAAUCUGUGGAGUUUGCCCCAAAGCCAUGGUUACAAGAUAUAAGAUCUGAGGAGACAGCUCCAGUACCAUUGCUUGAAGAUGUGAAAACUCCUCAAAUGGUAGAAAGUAAGAGGUUGAUUCCUGAGACACAGGUAGAAGAUAUGAAAUAUGAGGAACUGAUUCCAAGAGGACACAUUCAAGCCGUAAAAUCUGUAGAGUUGAACCUCAAACCGAAUCAUCAAGUCACAGAACCUGAAGGAUUGACCCCAUGGCAUCAGGCUUCAGAAUCUUUAAGGAUGAUCUCAGAGCCAGGAUAUCCAGAAACAGAAGCAAAGUUUACCUCUGACACUUGUCAUCAUGCAAAAGAAUCUAGGGGGUUGAUACAAUCAUCUUUAGGAAAUACCCCAGGGCCACUGAGCCAAGCUUCAGAAUUUAUGCAGAUGAACUCAAUGUCAUUCCAAGGUACUCUUGAGCCAAUGUUCCAAAGUGUAAAAGCCAUGGGAGAUACUCCAGUGUCACAGCACACAAUACAAGAAUCUUUAGAGUUGGUACCAGGAUCAGAGAUGCAAGGUAAGAAAUCAAAGAUGUUGACCCCAGAGUCCCAAGGUAUGAAGUUUGUUCAUCUGAAUCUAGGACCAUUUUCAGAAGUUAUGAACUAUGAGGAGUUGAUCUUGGAACCACAAUUUCAAAAUGUGAAAUCUGUUCCAUUGACCUCAGAACCACGGUCCAAAAGUAUAAAACCUGAGGAGUUGACUCUAGGGCCAUUAAUGCAUGAUAAUAAUUUUGUGGAUUUACACGUGCCACUGGAAGAAUCUAGUAGGUUAAUUCUUGAGACACAGUUACAGCAUGUUGAAUCAAGGAAAGUAACCAUGGAACCACAUUUACAAGGAUUGAAAUCUGUGGGUCUAACUUCCAGACCAAGGCAUCAAGACACAGAGCCUGCAGAGUUAGCUGCUGAGAUCUGCCCACAAGAGGAAGAAUCUGUGAAACUGAUUCCACAGCUAGUCUUGAAAACUGCUGGGGUGAUGCCUAGGCCACAUUUUCAAAAAUUUUCAGAGAUGACUCCAGGUCAAGGCUAUCAAGAUACAGAAACUGUGAGGCUGACUUCUGAGGCUUUGCCCCAAGUAGCAUUAACACAAAAAACAUCAGGUCAAGUUAGAGAAUCUAAAGGAAUGACUUCUCUAAGGCCACAUCUUCAAGUUACAGAGUCAUCAGAGAUACUCCUAAGGUCAGAAUAUGAAAACACAGAAACUGUGGGGUUGGCAACAUUUCCAGUUGAAAACAUCCAGGAGGUAAUACCAGUACUACCAUAUUCAGAAAAAGGAUCUCUGGAGUUGACUUUAGGACGAGGGAUGCAAUAUGAGGUAUCAGAGCCACUACUGCAAAAUUUGAAAUAUGUGAAGUUAACCUCUGAGUCAUCCCUAUCAGUGGUAGGAUCUAAACAGUUUAUUACAGGACUAAAACCACAUGUUAUGGAGUUGACUCCAGAGCCACAGCUCCAGGGAGUAAAGUCUAGGCAGUUGGAGCCAGAGCCAAAAUUACAAGAUGUGAAAUAUGUUAAUUUAAUUCAACAGUCAACUACUACCAGAGUGGUAGAAUCAGAGAAGCCAAUACAAGAGCCAGUGCUACAAAGCAUGAUAUCAGAGGAAUUGACUAAGGAGGCACAGCUCCAAGGGCCACAGCUGCAUAGUGCAAGAUUUUCAGAGUUAUGUCCAGAGCUGCCACUUCAAGGAGAAAGACCUAUAGAUUUAAUCUCAGGGUCUCCACAUCAUGGUGUGAAAUCUGAUGAAUUGACCCCAGGUUCCCCAGUGCAAGAAAUAAAAUUGUCAGAUUUUAGCCCAGGACCAAAACAUCAAAGUGUUGUAUCUGUACAGUUGACUGCAGAAUCACAACCUCAAAGUAUGAAAUUUAUGGAACUAAACUCAGGACCAUGCUUGCAAGAUAUCAGCUUUUCUGAUUUGACCCCAGAACCAAAGCAUCAAGGUUUCAAACAUGUGCAGUUUAUACCAGGAACACAGCUUCAAGAUAUAAAGUCUGUAGGAUUUGUAACUGAGUCAUCUUUGCAGUUAAGUCAAGGGCUACCAGUUGAAAAUAUGAAAUCUGUUCUGCCUAUUGAAGGAUCACAGUUUCACAGCUUGAAAUUUGUCAAACUGACCUCAAAACUACAAUUUCAAGAUGUGAAAUCUGAGGAACUGAACCUAGAGCCAAGGCAGCGAGAUGUCAAAUUUUCUGAAUUGACUUCAGGGCCAAAGCUUCAAGGUGUCAAAUCUGGGGAGCAAACCCCAGGACCACUGUUUCAUAGUGUGACUUCUGUGGAGACGACUCUAGAGUUAGGACUUCAAGAUUCUAAAUCAGCAAAGAUGUCUCCAGGGCUUCAAGGUGUGAAACAGGUGGGGUCAUGGCUACAAGAUGUCAAAUUUUGUGAUCUGACAUCAGGAACUCAACCUCAAGGUGUGAAAUCUUCAGAGUUAAACUCAGGGCAACAACAACAAUAUGUGAAUUCUUUUGAGUUCACUCCAGAGCCAAAGAUGCAAGGAGUAAAAUCUAUGAACUUGACCACAGGACCUGAGCAGCAAGGGGUUAAGCCUGAGAUGUUAGUAGCAGAGCCACUGUUUCAAGGUGUAAAAUGUGUGGCAGUAGACCAAAUGUCAAGCUUUGAAGGUGACAUUUCAUAUAAAUUAGUCUCAGAGCCACAGAUACCAGAUGCAAAAUCUAUGGAGUUGACUCCUGGAUCGCAGUUGCCAAGUGUAAACUAUUCUGAGUUGACCAGAAGACCACGGUUACAAGUUGUGAAAUCUUCUGAAUUGAUCCAAAGACCACAGGUGCAAGAUGUAAAACCUGUAGAGUGGACCCCAAUCUCAAAGCUUCAAGGUUUACAAUCUGAGGCGCUAACAACAGAGCCACAGCUGGAAGAUACGAAAUCUGUGGAGUUAACACCAGGGCCACAUUUGGGAAGUAUGAAAUCUAUGCAGUUAACAUCAAAGCCACAACUGGGAAAUGUCAAAUCUACAGCGUUAACCCUUGGGCCACAGGUGGGAGAUGUGAAACCGGUAGAGGUGACUCCAGGCUCAAAACUUCAUGAUUUGAAAUCUGAAUUGUUGAUCUCAGAGUCAGAGUUGAAAGAUGUGAACUCUGUGGCCUUAACUCCAGGACAAUGUCCAAGAGGUAUGAAAUCUACGUUGCUAACCCCAAGUCCACAGCUGGAAGUUAAGAAAUCUGUGGAGAUAACCUCAGGGCCACAGAUAGAAGACGUCAAAUCUGUGAAAUUCACCUCAGAUUCCAAGCUUCAAGGUGUGGAAUCUGCUGAGUUGGCUCUGUGUUCAAGAAAUCAAGGAUUAAAAACUGUGACAAUACAACUGCAAGAUGUGAAAGCUGUGGAAUUGAAACUUGGACAAAGGAUGCAAGAUGAGAAUUCUGUGUUUUUUGCACCAAGGUCAUUGCUCCAAGGGCCUCAACUGCAAGGUAUGAAACCUCAGGAAUUGACUACUGAGCCACAAAUGCAAGAUGUGAAAAUUUUGGAGAUAACCCCAUGUUCAAAUCCUCAAAGUUUAAAACCUGUAGAGACAACUCCAGAUCCAGAGCUGCAAUUUGUAAAAUCUGUGAAGUUGACCCCAAGGCUAAAGAAGCAGGUAGUAAAAUCUGCGGAUGCAACCAGAAGACAAAAGUUUCAAGGAGUAAAAUCUGUGGAUUUAGCCCCGAGGCAACAGUUCCAAGAGAUGGCACUUGUGAAUUUAACUCCUGGGCCAAAACAGGUUGGUGAGAUAUCUGUAAUAACACCAGAGCAGCAAUGUGUGAAUUCAGAGCCACUGAAGAGAGGGUCUAAGUCAGAAGAUGGGAUGUCUUGGGUGUUAACUCCAGAGCUGAAAUUUAAAGACAGAAAAUUAGUAGAUCCCAACUUUGAGUUAGAGUUGAAAGGUAGGAAAUCAUUUGAAUUGACUCCAGAAUCAAAUAUUCAAGAUGUAAAAUCUAAAGAGUUCAAACUUGAACCACAGUUGCAAAGUAUAAAGUCUCCCAAGUUGACCCCACGACAACAGCUGCAACAAGUGAAAUCCUCAAAGUCAACUUCAGAGCCACAGCUUCAAGGUGUAAAAACUGUUGAGUUAAAACAAGAGCCACAGCCUGAAAGUAUGAGAUGUAUUCAGUGGAUACCAGGACCUGAGUUCCAAGGUGUGAAAUCUGUAGGGUUAAAUCUUGAGUCACAGUCUCAAGGUGUCAAAUCUGUAGAGUUGAAAUCUUCAAUACAGUUAAGAGACGUGAAGUCAUGUGAAUUGCCUCUGGGGCCAAAAAUUCAAGGUGCAACAUAUAUGAAGUUCAACCCUGGGCCACAGUUGCAGAGUGUGAAAACUCCUGAGUUAUCCCCAGGACCACAGCUGCAAGUAGGAAAAUUUUUGUCAUCAACCUCAGAGCCACAGCUUCAAGGUAUGAAAACUGUGGAGUUACACCAAAAGUCACAGCUUGAAAGUAUGAGAACUCUUCAGUGGAUGUCCGCAUCAGUGUUUCAAGGUGUGAAAUCUCUGCUAAAUCUUGGGUUGCAAUCUCAAUGUGUCAAACCAGCAGAGUUGAAACCUUUAAUACAGUUAAGAGAUAUAAAGUCAUCUGUAUUGACUCCAAGGCCAAAGCUCCAAGGUAUACAAUCUUUGGCAUCACUCCAAGAACCUCAGCCUCAAGGUCUCAAUUUGAAACCUUGUCUACAGUUUAGAAGUAAGAAAUCAUGUGACCUGACUUCCAAGUCAAAGCUCUGUGAUAUAAAACCCAUGAUGUUCAAAUCUAGGCUUCACUUGCAUGAUGGAAAAUCUCCUAAGUUGAUCCCUGGACCAUGGUUUCAAGAAGUGAAACCAUUACCGUCAUCCGCAGGAACACAGCUUCAAGGUGUGAAGUCUGUAUUGCUUACACAAGAGCCACAGUUUCCUGAGGUGAAAUCUGGGGUAUUAAGCCAGGAGUCACAAUUACAAAGUGAUAAAACUAUAGAGCUGAACUCCCCACUACACUUGAAAAGUAUGAAGUCAUCUGAGUUGACUCUUCAGACAGAGCUUCAAGGUGUGAAAUCUGAGGAUUUCAACAGUGGGCCACAAUGGCAAGGUCUAAAAUCUUCUAAGUCACCACUUGAGACAAAGUCCCAAGAUAAGAAAUUUACUGAGUUAAUCUCUGACUCACAGUUGCAAGGUACAACAUUUUCUAAAUUGACUUUGGGGACAAAGAUUCAAGGUGUCAAAUUUACAGAUUUCAACCCUGGGUCAUUGUUACAAGGUGUGAAAUCUUCUGGAUGGACCUCAAAGAUAAAGCUUCAAGAUGUAAAACAUAAAGGAUUCAGCCCCAGUCCUCAGUUGCAAGUUCUGAAAUCUUCUGAGCUGAUUCUGGGAUCAAAGCUUCAGAAUGUGAAAUUUGUGUUCAACUGUGAGCCACAAUUGCAAAGAGUGAAAUCUUCUAAAUUAAUCUCAGACUCAAAGUUUCAAGAUGUGGAAUCUGUGAAGUCCAAAUCUGGGCCACCAUUGCAAGGUGUGAAAUCAGAAUCUGAGUUGAUACUGGGGACAAAGCUUCAAAAAGUGAAAUCAGUGGAAUUCAAGUCGGGUCCACAGUUGGAAGAUAUGAAAUCUUCCAAAUUAAUCACAGGUAUAAAGCUUCAAGAUGUAAAAUCUAUGAAUGUCAGGUCUGGACCAAACAUGCAGGGUAUGAAAUUGUCUGAAGUUAUCCCAAGGGAAAAGCUUCAAGGUGUGAAGUCUGCAGAACUGAAACCUAGUCCAAAGUUACAAGGUGAGAAAUCUUCUGAUUUGACUCAGGGGAGGAAGUUUCCAGGUGUGAAAUCUGUAGAGUUGGACUCAGGCCCACACUUACAAGAUAUGAAACGUUCUGAGCUGAUCGUGGGUAUAAAGCUCCCAGAUGUAAAAUCUAAGCAGUUAAGUUCUAGACCACACUUUCAAGGUAUGAAAUCUUCUGAAGUGAUCCCAGGGACAAAGCUUCAGAAAGUGAAAUCAGUGUUCAACUCUAGACCACAGACACAAAGUACAAAAUUUUCUGAGUUGAUUCAAGGGACAAAGCUUCAAGAUGUGAAAUCCUUAGAGUUUAACUGUGGACUGAAGUUACAAGGUGGGAAAUCUGAUUUAACCCAGAGGAGGAAACUUCAAGGUGUGAAAUCAGUGGAGUUCAACCCUGGACCACAGAGACAGGGAGAGAAAUCUGAUUUGAUGCUAGGGUGGAGGCUUCAAGAUUUGAAAUCUGUUGUUCCAUGGCUGCAAGGUGUGACAUCUUCAGAGUUAACACCAGAGACAAAGCAACACAUUGUGCAGUCUGUGUUCACUUUGGGCCCUCAGUUAAAUGGUAUGAAACCUAUGUUAUUUUUACCAGAGCAACGGCUUAAAGAUAUAAAGUCUGUGAAGAUGAACAAAGAGCCAUUGCUUUGUGGUACAAAUUCUACGAAACUGAUUUCAGACUUUGAGCUGCAGAACUUGAAAUGGAACGUGUUUGCACCAGAGCCAUGUUUUCAAGAUGGGAAAUCUCUGGAGUUGAAACCGGAGCCACAACCUCAAGAUGUGAAUUCUAAGAAAUUGAUUUCUUGCCUCAGGCAGAAAUCUGUAGUGUCUGUAUCAGCGCCAUGUUCUCAAGAUGUGAAAUCUAUGAAGUCAAACCUAUUGCUACAACCUCAAAGUGUGAAUUCUUUAGGGUCAUCAUCAUGCCUCAGGUCACAAUGUGUUAAAUCUGAGGUCUUUGCACCACAGCCAUGUCUUCAAAAUGUGAAAUCUGUAGAGUUGACACCAGGGUCCCAACAACAAGGUAUGAAUUGCCAAGAGUUGACUUCAGGAUUGCAAGGUAUGAAAUCAGUGGUGUCAGUACCAGAGUCAACUAAGAAGUGCAUACCAGGACCAAUGUUGACUAGUGUCAAAUUUUCAAAUUUGUCUCCAGAAUCACAGCAACAAGGUGUGAAAUAUUUGGAGUCUACUCCAGAACCAAAGUUGCAAAGCAUACAACAUGUAAAAUCGUCUUCACUGUCUCUGCAACAAGCUAUAAAAUCUGUGGAGUUAGCACCAGAGUCACUGUUUCAGAGAGUGAAAUCUGAGGAUCUAACCCCAAGAACAAGCUCUCAAAUGACAGACACUUCUGAGAUAAUCCCUAGGCCAGGGCAUCAGUUUGUAGAACAUGCAGAGAUGAUUGCAAAGCCAAGGCAACAAGUCCCUAAAUCUGUGAGUUUGAUUUCAGUACCAACUUAUCAAGUCACAGAUUCUUCAAAAAUGGCACAAAGGUUGGCACAUCAAGGCAAAGAAACUGUACAGAAAUCUGUGAAUUUGACCCCAAAGCCAAAAGGUAAAGCCAUGAAAUCUUCAGGAAUGCCUCCGCAGCUAGAUCUUCAAGUACCACAGUUUGUUGAUCUGACUCCAGUGCUACGGAAUCAAGGUUCAAAAUCCUUAGAAUUAACCCCAAAGGAAAGCUACCAAAUCCCAGAAACUCUGGAGUUGCUCUCUCAGUCAGGGCCUCAAGUUAAGGACUUGGGGGAGUUACAUACAGGGCCACUGCAGCAAGUUGUGGAAUCUAAAGGGAUGACCCCUGAGCCUAAGCAUCACAUUACAGAAACUAUGGGGUUGACCUUCAAGACAAAGCUGCAUAGGGAGGAAUUUCUUGAAAUGACCCCCAAACCCAUAAGUAAAGCCACUGAUGCAGAGAGAUCUUCAAGGCGCUAUCCUCCAGCCCGAGAAUCUGUGGAUGUGAUCUCUGAGAAAAGACUGCAAAGGGAUGAAUCUAUAGCACUGAUUACAAAGUCAUUAUGUGAUGUCCCAGAAUCUUUGGAGAUGACAGAAGGGCUAAGAUAUCAAGUUCCUGGAUCUGUGGGUUUGACCUCUAAGCGAUUCCUAAGAGACGAAUCUUUAGAGUUGCCCCCAAAGCGAACAGGUCAAGUUGUGGGACAUGCAGAAUCUGUAGAGGUCACCACUGAGACAUGGCAGCAAGGGGAGGGAUCAAUGAGGCUAACACAGUCACAGAAUCAAUGUAUGAAAUAUUCAGAAACAGCCCCAGGACCACUGGGUCAAAUUACAGAAUUUACGAGGAUUAGUCCAAAGCCACUAGAUCAAGUCACAAAAUUUACAAAGACACAGCUUCAUGUUGCUCAAGCAAUAAGGGUAAACCCAGUAGCUCCCUCCAAAGUUGCUGAAUCUGUGAAAAUGACUCCUGGGCCACCACUUCAAGCUGUGAAGUCUGUGACAUUAACAUUGGGUCCCACCUCUCAAAUGGUAGACUAUGUUGAGUUGACUUCAAAACCACAAGAUAGGAGACCUUCAGAGUUUACCUCAGGGCUAAGGUUGCAAAAUGCAAAAUCUAAGAAAUUAAGCACAGAACCAAAGCACCAAACUUUGGAAAGAAUGGAUUUGACAGGGUUUCAAAUUGUAAAGACGGUGGGGCCACCCCUUCAAAUUGUAAAAUCUGAGGAAUUAGCACCAGGGCCAAUUCCUCAGAUUGUAGAACCAAUAAGAGUAGCCCUAGGAUUGGGGACUAAAGCAACAGAUUGUUUGGAUUUACUCCCAAGGCCACAUCUUCAAGAACCAGUAGAACCUGUAGAAUUAACUCCAAGGCCAAGUGCUGAAGUGAAGUCUGCAGAAGUAACCUCACAGCUAACAUCUGCACACAAGGAACCUACAGUGUUGACUCAUAAACAAGGGCUUCAGGCUGUGAAAUCUAUAGGGAUAAAAACAGGGCCUCCUCAAUUCAUGGAAUCUGAGGAUUUGAAUCUAGGACAGGUGUGUCAGAAUAAGGACUCUGAGGAGAGAUCAUCAGGAGAAGGGUUACAAAUGGGGAAUUAUUUCUCUAGCUUUCUACACAACUCUUCAGACUCACUCAUCUCAAGCUCUGUCAGAACAUCUGAAUUAGGUCUUUGGGAUUCUGAGAUGGCAGAAGUAUCAAGAGUGUUGGAUAUAAAAAACCUUGGGACAGAUAUUUUGCAUCCUGAGGAGUCUUUUAUAGAACUUGCUAUGAUACAAUCUCCAACCCUUCCCUUAUCCCUUCAUAACCAACCCUCUGAUGAGACAGCUAACACUGUAAAAAACCCAAAUUCUGAGAUCCCAGGAGUGGAUGUCAUAUCUAACGAAAGGAUUAAGAGGAAACAGGUGGAGGAGUCAGGGAGCUCACUCUGGAGCCUUUCCCACCAUCCACCACAAAACUGGAGAUCACUAUCUAGGAUCUUCCAGGCAGGAUCAGGGGCUCGAAGAGGCCUUACCUGUCCUGUCCUGGGCAGGCGACGGAACGUCUGGGAGAGUCGCUCCUGGAGGCAGCGACUACCUCGAAAAUACCUCUCCAGUAUGCUAACGCUGGGGAAUGUCUUGGGGACCAGCAUGGAGAGGAAGUUUUAUUCUCAAACAUCUUUAACAGAAAGAGCCACUACAGGUACCUGUCAAUCUAUUCAGAAUUUAUUUGGGGUUCCAGUUGAAUUGAUGGAAUUUUCCCAGAGUCUGCUUGAGAAGGGUCAAGGUACUAUUUCUCAGCCUUCAAUGGUCAAAAACUACAUUCAAAGACAUACUUCAUGCCAUGGUCAUGAGAAAAGAAUGGCCUUCAGGAUGUGGACACGUGGCUCCAUGUCCUCCAUAAUACAGCACUACUCCGGCACUAGAGUGAGAAUAAAGAAAACAAACUCAAAGCCCUGUGAUAUAUCCCAGGAAGUCAUUCAGCACAUGCCUGUUUCACGUACAGGGAGUCAGCUUCCUGCCCCAGCAAAGUCAGAGUCUUCCUUCAACGUAUUUUUUGCUAGGAGAGAUUCUGUUCCAGUGGAGGAGAGUGAGAACUCACAGAGUGAUUCACAGACAAGGAUUUUUGAGUCCCAACACUCCCUCAAGCCAAGUUAUCUUCCCCAGGCCAGGUCUGACUUCUCAGAACAGUUCCAGCUUCUACAAGAUCUGCAGCUAAAAAUAGCAGCAAAACUGUUAAGGAGUCACAUACCCCCCAACGUACCUCCACCUUUACCUUCAGGUCUGGUUCUAAAGUACCCUAUCUGCCUACAGUGUGGCCAAUGUUCAGGAUUUAAUUGCUGUCAUAAAUUACAGGCCACUUCUGGAACUUACCUUCUUAUCUAUCCACAGCUUCACCUUGUAAGCACUCCUGAAGGCCAUGGAGAGAUCAAGGUGCAUCUUGGCUUUAGGUUGCAAACUGGGAAAAGACCCCAAGUCCCAAAGUAUCAUAGAAGAGAUAGACCCAUCACACCAAGGAGACUUAGCUCAACAUCACUAAGGAAAGCUAAAGGCUAUACUCAAGCUUCCAAGAGUCCUACUUCUACAAUAGAUUUCCAGUCUGGGUCUUCCCAGUGUCCUGCUCCUAUACAAGUCCACAUCAGGCGAAGGCAAGGUGGCAGCCCUGGCCUAGUAGAAAAGACAGAAAUUAGAGAGCCUGGACACUAUGAAUUCACUGAAGUUCACUCUCUAUCAGAGAGUGACUCUGAAAGCAAUCACGAUGAAAAGUGGGCUAAAGUGAGAACAAAAAAGACCCAUGAUUCAAAACAUCCAAUGAAAAGAAUCCCCAGGGAAGUCAGAACACAAAACACAAAGUUCUACACAAAUAGUACAGCCAUAAUACAGAGGUCCUGUGAGGAAUUACCAAGCCAGUUAAGAAGGAAGAGGAGUGGAGUGUCCCAGACAACUACCGCCUCUUUAAAAAGACAACCUAAGAAAUCCUCCCAACCAAAAUUCAUUCAACUCCUUUUUCGGGGCCUAAAGCAGGCAUUCCAAACAGCACACAGAAUUAUGGCUUUGGUUGGGCAGAAGCCUGAGGACAGGACAAGGCCAGACCAUUUCUGGUCAAGCAAAAACUACCUUCCAAAACAAAAAGCCAGAGACUAUUGCUUAUCAAGAGAUAUCAAAAGACACAAGAUGCCAACUCUCAAGCUAAGGCCAACAGACCCAACCAUUAAGGAGGAGAGCACAUUGUGGGGAGAAACAGAUCAAUUCAGAUCAGCUCAACAACCAACAAGAAAUAGCUCUUUCCAACCCAGACCUAUACAACUGCCCAAGCCCAUAGUUUCGCAAAGAAGUACCACUCUCAAAAACACCUCAAGCAGCCAGGCUUUGGGUCCUGUUCAAAAUGAGAGUAAUAGCAGAGCUAAGAAAAACUUUAACAGAAAUGAAGUCUCUAGCCAGGAGUCCAAGAACUCCAAACCAGGAACCAGAGUUCAUGCUGGAGGGAGACUCUUACAUGGUUCCCCUAUGAAGAGAACCUCACACGGUCACCUUAAAGAAAAUUCCACACACAAGGAACGAAACCACCACAGCUUCUGUAGGGAAAAAACCCCGUGGAAUUUUUCUGGAAGGAGCCAAUAUAGUCCCUCUGACAGGAGCCACCACAGGGCCUCUGAGAAGGGCCACCGAAGUGCCUCUGAGAGGAGCCGUUGCAGUCCCUCUGAGAGGAGAUGUCACAGUCCCUCUGAGAGAAUCCGUCACGGUCCCUCUGAGAGGAGAGGACACAGCACUUCUGAGAGAAGACCGUACAGGCCCUCUGAAAGGGGCAGACACAGUCAUUCUGAAAGGAGUGGACACAGUCCCUCUGAGAGGAGCCACCGAAGUCCCCUCAAGGAGAGACUCAAGCACAGAUCACCUUGGGAGAGGCCCAGAUAUAGUUUGGGUAAAGAUUUCAGGAGUAACUCAAACAUGUCUCCUAGAGACCACACCAAAAAACCCCAAAAGAGGGCAAGUUUGGAGGCCUGA
This is a messenger RNA of Physeter macrocephalus (sperm whale), 13971 nucleotides long. RefSeq names its product SPATA31 subfamily H member 1 (gene SPATA31H1). The record is from RefSeq and is a predicted model, not a curated record. The transcript has 7 exons. Bases 1 to 13971 code for a protein of 4656 amino acids. NCBI's taxonomy places the organism in Eukaryota, Metazoa, Chordata, Mammalia, Artiodactyla, Physeteridae.